This is a messenger RNA of Gregarina niphandrodes, 1344 nucleotides long. RefSeq names its product Noc2p family protein. The record is from RefSeq and is a predicted model, not a curated record. The transcript has a single exon. Bases 1 to 1344 code for a protein of 447 amino acids. Lineage: Eukaryota; Apicomplexa; Conoidasida; Eugregarinorida; Gregarinidae.
AUGGGUCGUCGGGUUCCACUGAAGUCGUGGAAACUAAAGAACCGGAAUAAGCAACCGGAGAAGGUUGGCCGAGGCCUGAAGCAGGUUGCGGAGGUACCGGAAAAUAGCUUGUCAGAAGCGCUGGCGGCGGUGGACGAUGAGGAAUGGUUGAAGUACGGCGCAGAGGACGUGGUCGAUACUGAUUUGGUAUUACAUCAUCUGUGGGACAGUAAAGCAGCUAUCCCGAAGGCACUCUUGGAUAUGAAACUGAACCUCGAUAGUCCGGCUGAGGAACAACUGGCAGCGGACAUGACGGCUGACCAAUCCAUGACGGCUGACCAAUCCAAGUCGUAUUUUACACCGACUCUAAUGCUCUCCACAGGGACAGGUUCGUCACUGACGCAGUUGGACUCUGUGGUAGUAGUGGGUCGCGUUUGGUCGGAGAGGAAUGUCAGGGAAUUAUUCGCGUGCUUGCGACCGUUGGUUUUGUUGACAUUGCGUUGGUAUGCCGCACACGAGUUUCCGUUGUUCGAAGAGUCGGUAGAUUUGGCGAUGGCAACAGAGUUAUUGCUGUCAUGGCGUUGGCUUAUUGUGUUAGAGCAAGUUGUGCAGCAGUUGGAAUCGGAAGGUUUGUUACGCAACCCAUUGGAGAAGUGUGCGUCAAGUGUUGCGGCCGUGUAUCUCAACCUCCUAUUGGCCGUAUCCCAUCACCCAGUUGGGACCAAGUUCGCCUGUGAGAUAGGACAGCGACUCGUCAGGCUCUCGGCGGCUACAGACAAACUCGUGCCGCUAGGCGUGCCCGUCAUUCGUCUCACGUACCUCGCCCUGGCCCAACUGCCCAGUGUCAAGGAACAACCACGAGUCAUUGCACAACCCACCGCCGCCACGACCACCAUCCUGCGCACGUCGUCCAUCAAACUCUACGGCAACUCCGUGGACAAGAAAGCUGUCGACAACAAGACUAUCGAUAAGACGCACGAGCUGGAGACCUUAAACGCUGCCGUGUCCCUCCUCAUCGCAUACGUCCAUCUCCUCCACCUUCACCCUUCCUUUUGCGAAACGGCCAUCGUCUUCCACUCACAGUUGAAAAGACUCGCCCGAAUAGCCGACAGAAAACAGCUCGCCUCCAAGGUGGCCCAAACUCUGAAAACUUUGGGUCACGCCAUAGAGACCGCCAGCAAGCAAAUCGAGACCGCCAGGGCAGACCUUGACCCCACACUGCUCAGCGCCCGCAUUGAAGUGUUCAACGCCAAACAACGCCGCUCUUGGGGCAUCGAACCUCUGUUCACGAAACGGAACAAAUCAUCAAGGCUCUGUUUCCCACCGAGAGACGCACCCACACAGACCACGACCGCGAGCAUAUAG